AUGGUGGUAGCUUUCAAAGAGGGUGGAAACAGAGGCAAAUUCAAAAGUUUAACACCAAUUCUUUCUAUGGCAAGAAACAUGGUCAAAUUCUACGAAAAGUACACGAUUUUCUUUGGUCCCAAGAACAGGACAAAUUUGAACAGGACAAAUGACAGUGGAUGGCCCUUGCUACCUGAGGAAGCGGGGGUGAAGCAGCAGUGGUUCCAGGCAGCCGUGUCGGACCGGGAGAGCGUAGCUCGCGACUGAAAGACAAUAAAGCCUACCGCCUUUGAGACUCCUAUUCAUCCACGGUGGAUCGUCCGAGCAUGAGUUGGAUGCCGACUCCAAUUCCAGAGCUCCGUUGGCCCUCCUCCUCAUCAUCUAUAUUCUUAUUGGAUCCAUGGUCGAGCGAGGUGCAGGCAGGCAGGCAUGUUUCGUCCGGCGUUGGGAGUCGCGGGGAGGACCCUGCUGCGGCGGUUCUGCGGCCAGGCCGCGGCGGCCGGGUCGCCGUCGGGGCCGGCCGGAGCUACCAGGCUGAGACACCUACACUCUCAGAGGAGCAAUGCUGGGGAUGCUGCUGGCCACCGCUUUGGCUUUCUUCGCAGGUACCUCAGACCACGGAAUAUGGCGCUAGCUGCAUGGCAUGGAUUAUUUGUUUUUGGUCUCUGGAUCUGUGUGAAGGAGAUUGGCAGGAUUGCGCCGUCAGAGAUUGACUGGGUUGAAGCUGGCGUCGUCUCCCCGAUUGUGAGGAAACAACAGAAUUGUGGCAGCUGUUGGGCCAUAGCUGUUGCAUCCUCGGUCGAAGCUGUACAUUACAUGAAUACCUUGCAGUCAGUCUCUGUUGUCGGUUCAAGAGCUCAUCGACUGUGACACAGAGAACGAUGGGUGUGACGGGGGCGAGAAAGAAAGGCCUUCGGGUAUAUACAAACAAAUGGACUCUCAAGCGAAACUGACUACCCAUACAUCGAUGAGAGGAGUAAAUCGGGUUGCAAGCCGAACAAAACAGUAGCAGCAAGGAUAGCAGGCUUUCAAUUUGUCAACCCAACCGAAGAGGCUCUUGUUGGAGUAUAAUGUCCGGCCCUCUCUCUCAGAUCCGUCAUUUGGUUGCAUUGGCUAGAGCAUGCACUUCUACAUGGUAUCGGAGCCAAGAGGUCUUGAGUUCAAGACCCGGCUGGCGUAAUUAAAUUGCAGCCCACUUUCGGUCCACGUUUAGGCCUGAGGGAGCCGCACGUGAGGGGGAGUGUUGACGUAUAAUGUGCUGCCUAGUCUCUUCCAUUAGAUCGGUCUGAUGGAUGAACAACCAACAGGUUCAGGGUUCAAAACCUAGUAAACGCAAUAAAUAAUUGCGGUCUGCCCCCGCUUCUGCUGCCCACGUCAUAUAGCUCCAAAGGAGCAUAGACGUGAGGGGGAGUGUUGGAGUAUAAUGUCCGGCCCUCUCUCUCAGAUCGGUCUUUUGGUUGCAUUGGCUAGAGCAUGCACUUCUACAGCUCUAGAGAAAGCGGUAGCAAAACAGCCCGUGGUUGUUAGUAUACAGAGUCUCGAUGAUCUGCAGAAAUACAAAGGAGGCAUCCUGGAUUAUGAACCUAACGGAGACUACACCGGCAGCAGACAUGCUGUCCUGAUUGUUGGUUAUGGCACAGAUUCAGACGGUGUCAAGUACUGGCGCUUCAAGAACUCGU
Molecule: messenger RNA, 1658 nt
Organism: Triticum aestivum (bread wheat)
Lineage: Eukaryota; Viridiplantae; Streptophyta; Magnoliopsida; Poales; Poaceae
Exons: 3
Coding region: 409-849 (146 amino acids)
Biological process (GO): proteolysis
Molecular function (GO): cysteine-type peptidase activity
Source: RefSeq, a predicted model, not a curated record